GUUUUGAGACCCAAGAGGGGAUGUGUGUGACGGGAACCUGAACUUCGGGCACAAACCUGUACCUUUCUAAUAUGGACCUUGCUAAUAUGCAGCCAGCUCAAUUUUAAGCCAUCUAUUGGAUCAGUUCAAGUCCAACCUGGGGAGAAGAAACAGUUAAAGAAAUGCCUCAAGUGUACUUGCAUUCAGCUAAUCAGACUUUGUGUGCAUCUGCAAAUGGCACAGGGCUGAAAUCAGUCAGGGAGAACGAAACCACAAGCGAACAAUGGACCGAAGACUCCUUUCCAGGAUUAGAGAUCCUGUGCACCAUUUACAUCACAUAUGCUGUGAUCAUUUCAGUGGGUCUCCUUGGAAAUGCUAUACUCAUCAAAGUCUUUUUCAAGAUUAAAUCCAUGCAGACUGUUCCCAACAUCUUCAUCACCAGCCUGGCAUUUGGAGACCUGCUCCUCUUAUUAACUUGUGUGCCCGUCGAUGCAACGCGUUACAUCGUGGAUACGUGGCUCUUUGGGAGGAUUGGUUGCAAGCUGCUCUCCUUCAUCCAGCUCACCUCAGUUGGAGUCUCAGUGUUUACCUUGACUGUUCUCAGUGCUGACAGGUACAGAGCCAUCGUUAAGCCCUUGGAACUGCAGACUUCUGAUGCUCUCCUGAAGACCUGCUGCAAAGCUGGCUGUGUUUGGAUUGUCUCCAUGAUACUGGCCAUCCCAGAGGCUGUCUUCUCAGAUUUAUAUUCUUUUAGCAACCCUGACAAAAACAUCACUUUUGAGGCAUGUGCUCCCUAUCCUGUAUCUGAGAAAAUCCUGCAGGAAGCUCACUCCCUACUUUGCUUCUUGGUGUUCUAUAUUGUCCCCUUAGCUGUCAUUUCUGUCUACUACUUUCUUAUUGCCAGAACUCUGUAUAAAAGCACUGUCAACAUGCCAGCAGAGGAACACGGGCAUGCUCGUAAGCAGAUUGAAUCCCGCAAGAGAGUUGCCAAAACAGUGCUGGUGCUCGUUGCCUUGUUUGCCCUCUGCUGGCUGCCUAACCACGUCCUCUACCUGUACCGCUCCUUCACGUACCAUGCCUCCGUAGAUGCUUCCACCUUUCACCUGAUAGCUACCAUUUUCUCCCGUGCCUUGGCCUUCAGCAAUUCCUGUGUCAAUCCUUUUGCUCUUUACUGGCUGAGUAAAAGCUUCAGGCAGCAUUUUAAGAAGCAAGUCUCAUGCUGCACAGCAAAGUUUGGUACCAAGCCUCCCAGUGCUCCCCAGAGCAACACACCCACCAGAGCCAUGUCGAUCACGGGCAGCACCCACGGCUCAGAGAUCAGCGUCACCCUCCUCACAGAUUACAGUAUCACAAAAGAAGAGGAAAGUGUUUAAUUCAUCUGGGAUAAAGGACAGAAAGUGAGCCUUUGCAAUCAUGUCACUACUGCUGGGAUCCUGGAAAGAGGAGCCAUGGCUUGCCCUGGCUGUGAAAGCUCCCAGGAAGAUGAUCCAUGGCUUGCCCUGGCUGUGAAAGCUCCCAGAAAGAGGAGCCAUGGCUUGCCCUGGCUGUGAAAGCUCCCAGAAAGAGAAGCCAUGGCUUGCCCUGGCUGUGAAAGCUCCCAGGAAGAUGAUCCAUGGCUUGCCCUGGCUGUGAAAGCUCCCAGAAAGAGGAGCCAUGGCUUGCCCUGGCUGUGAAAGCUCCCAGUAAGAAGAGCCAUGGCUUGCCCUGGCUGUGAAAGGCUCCCAGAAAGAGAAGCCAUGGCUUGCCCUGGCUGUGAAAGCUCCCAGAAAGAGGAGCCAUGGCUUACCCUGGCUGUGAAAGCUCCCAGAAAGAGAAGCCAUGGCUUACCCUGGCUGUGAAAGGCUCCCAGAAAGAGAAGCCAUGGCUUGCCCUGGCUGUGAAAGCUCCCAGAAAGAGGAGCCAUGGCUUGCCCUGGCUGUGAAAGCUCCCAGUAAGAAGAGCCAUGGCUUGCCCUGGCUGUGAAAGGCUCCCAGAAAGAGGAGCCAUGGCUUGCCCUGGCUGUGAAAUGUUCUUCAUCAGAAGUUCCUCAUUACUUCAAAAACUUAUAAAGAAGUCACAUUGGGAGAAGAAGCUGCAGCAUCUGAACUUGCCAAGCUCAUUGGGAGGGUUCAUGUGCCCAAGCAUGAACACAGACCCCUAGCUUGAAUUCCUGGACUGGAGAGGGCAGGAUACAGCAGUGUUGGUGAGGAUUGUUUUGUUCUUGGUGACUUAUUCUUUGACCUGUGACUGAGAGCUCCAUCUCUCAAGUACCUUCACCUGCAGCAAGCCACUGAAACAACAUUAUCUUCCCAAGAGCAUUGACCAGGCAAAUAUUGGAUCCACUUCUUUUCUUGUCCCACAUGUGAACAACUGGUAUGCAUGUCAGAAAGCAGGCUGGAAUGAAAGAGAGCUCAGGUUUGUAGACUGGUGUGCUACAAAAAGACCAAUCAUUAUGGGUCAGAUCCACACCAGCCUCUGCUCUGUCACUGACUUUGAGACUCUAGGAAAGAGCUGAGUGCUGUGUGCCCUUCUCAGCUGCUAAGGAGGGAACCAGCAGGUGAACAGCUCUUUUAAGAACCUAUAAUCACCUUUAACCAUGUUUGUAAAAACCUUUGUGAUCUACAGGUAACAGAUCUCAGUAGUGCAGAGUUCUUUAUUGUUACAGUGAUUUAACAUCAAGAAAUUGGGGUGAAUCUGUGUUCUAAGA
Pogoniulus pusillus (Red-fronted tinkerbird) is the source of this 2665-nucleotide messenger RNA. RefSeq names its product bombesin receptor subtype 3 (gene BRS3). The record is from RefSeq and is a predicted model, not a curated record. Gene Ontology annotation, cellular component: plasma membrane. The transcript has 3 exons. The coding region runs from base 162 to 1352 and encodes 396 amino acids. Gene Ontology annotation, molecular function: bombesin receptor activity. Lineage: Eukaryota; Metazoa; Chordata; Aves; Piciformes; Lybiidae. Gene Ontology annotation, biological process: bombesin receptor signaling pathway.